GCCGCCUCCUCCGUCCCCUCCCCGUCCCCGUCCCUCUCCCUUCCCUCCCGGCCCCGCUGCCAGGGGCGAAGCCGCCCGCCGGGCCCCGCGGCUUUUUCUCUUGGAUUUUAUUACUGGAAAACUCUCUAAUGACAACUUUGCUUAGGAGCUGAGUGUUGUGACCUGCCCUACUUCUCCCUGCUUGGUGUGGGAACGACCUGAAGAACGUCUUGAAGCCACCUGUACUGCUUCAUGCAGUUAAAUGUUCUGAGGUCAUGAAACUUAAUCCACAGCAAGCUCCAUUGUAUGGUGACUCUGUUAUUACAGUGCAGCUGACUGAGGAAGAUAAAGUUGAAGAUGAUGUAGUUUUUUACUUGGUCUUCACUGGAUCAACUGUCCAACACUGCACAAGCACGAGAAAGAUUAAUCCAGGGAGUCUGGAGACAAUUUCUCCUGGCCAUGACUGCUGUGAGACAGUGAAGGUGGCACUUUGUGCCUCUAGAGAAGGUCACCCCGUUCUGGUUGUGGCAGAAGAGAGUUUCCAGUUUGUCCAGGACGAAGCCUACGAUGCCGCCCAGUUUCUGGCCACCUGUGCUGGCAACCAGCAGGCGCUGAAUUUCACACGCUUCUUGGACCGGUCACGGCCACCUGCUGCAGACGUGGACUUCUUGGAUGAGAAGGUGGCCUUGGCAUUUCGACACCUGAAGCUGCCUGCAGAAUGGAACGUGCUGGGAGCGGACCAGUCCCUGAGCGAGAACAUCCCUCGGGAGACUCUGAUGCACUUUGCGGUGAGGCUGGGUCUGCUGCGCCUGACGUGGUUUCUGCUCCAGCAGCCGGGGGGAAGAGGAGCUCUCAGCAUCCACAACAACGAAGGGGCAACGCCUGUCAGCUUGGCCUUGGAGAGGGGCUACCAGAAGCUGCACCAACUUCUGACAGAGGAGGGAGCCAGGGAGCCGGACUCGUGGAGCACCCUGUCGCACACGGUGCACUCGGGGCACUACAGCGUGAAGCACCACCGUGGGCUCGACGUGUACCUGCUGACAGCUGAGGCCAGGGAGGGGACAGCAGCCAGCUGGGAGAGGGACAUUCAGCACCUCCAGAUGCACAUGCAGAGCCACCAGCACCAGAGUUUAAGGCAGCAGACAGAGCCUGUACUGGGAGAUUCUGGAGACAGCUGUGCUAAAGGAGCAGAGCCAAAUGGUUACCUGACCACUACUUUCCAGAGCCUAGAAGAAAUGGCAAGAGAAGAAAGGCAGGAAAAUCCACCUGAUUUAGUUCACCUGGACAUUGGGCAGCUCUCAAACCAAACCCAGCAGGAGGAGAACUGCAACAGCAGCAGUCUGGGAGCUUUUAAUGAUGCACCAAAAGACAUGGUUAGCCUGGAAGAUGCAAACUGUCCAGUGAACAUCUGUGAAAGUAAAACCACAGUGAUAUUGUGUAAAAAGGAAGGAGAGGUGGAGCUAAGAUCUGCAGAGGGCUCUGGGACUAUAUCAGAUGAGGACUGCAGUGUGAGCCUGUGUGCAAGUCUGAAUGGUGCUGUAAAUCUUCCAUCCUCUGGAAAUACAAAUGAGGAAGCUGGGAUGACAUCGGCUGGAGUUGUUCUGGACCAGGCUGGCGGGGACAGUACAGGCAGUGCCCAUCAGGAAGUGCAGAGUGCUGAGGAAUUUGCUGACAGUGCCGCUGCUGUGGCUGCAGCUGCAGGUGAAGCCCCAGCUUCCUUGGGGGGCCUGGAUGUGGCCAUGGGCCAGACUGAAUGCAGGAACUGUGCUGGGGCUCCUGAGAAGGCUAAGGGCCAGCAGCGGGCAGAGGAUGGGAUGGCAGAGCCUGGUGAAAGGACUGCAAGCCUGGCAGAGAAAUACCCAGCUAAGGAAGAGUCAUCCAGCACUGCUCAGCCCUUACUCAGUGGUGUCAAUGGCACUGGGUGUUCGGAUGGGGAGGAUGCAGAUGUGGGAGUGGUACCGGCCUGUGACGGUGCAGAUUCACAUGGUGACAUUGGCAGUGUCCCUGCUGACCUUUGCAAGACUGGCAGGAACAAAGAGACUGAUGUGGACUCGUGCACUGCUCAGGUAAACGGGGACUUCACAGAAAGCCAGGCUGAUGCCAGUGUCACAGCGAGGCAGGAGGUCACUGCCAGCACUGAGGAAGCAUUGCCUGCAGUGAAUGGGGUGAAGGUUCCUGCAUGUGCAUCAAAACCUGCUCCUGGUUUGGAAGUCCAUGGCAGCAGUGAGAGUGGGGAGCAAGAAGGGCAGGUGGGAGCAGGCUGCACAGAUGGAAAAUCCAGCUUGCCCUCACUGGAAGGCAGUGUGGAAACUGAUGGCCCUGAUGCUGAACCUGAAAACAGAGAUGUUGGUGAAUCUAAUGAAAGUGGUGCAGGACCUGCACAUUGCCAGGAGAGUGGUGAGAUCUCUGACCGUGGGGCUGAAGCCAUGGAGAGCAGUGAAAAGGAGCCAGCAGGAACUGAUACCAGCAGCUGCAGAGAGGGAGGAAGCAAAAAUUCUGCAGGCAGUGGUCAGGAAGUUGCUGCCUGUGACCCUUCUGCUGCUCAAGCUGGUGUUAAAGGUGAAAUGGGCAACAGCUUCAAACCAGACACUGCUCAGCAGAGCGAACGUGAGGAACGUGAGCCUGCAUCGCUCCCUCCAGAGAAUGUGAGCACAGCUCUGGUGGAGAAAGAGCCUGCCCAGGCUGGAGCUGAGAAAGCAGAAAGUGCUUCAGAGCAGGAGGGGAGGAGCAGCAAGGUGGAACUGCCCUCUCUCCUAGCCAGGGGAGAGGGGCUGGCUGUGAGUCAGGAGGGAGAUGCUGCAGUGGCACCUCCCGGGCAGGAGGCAGCUCUGCAAGGUAAUGACCCUGGAUCAGCUCCAUGUGCCAAGGGCGCAGACUGUGCCGAGGAUGAUUUAAUAGGCACACCCUCUGCAACUCAUAAUGAGGAAUCUAAACAAAACCAGGAAGCAGUGGCAGCGAGGGCAGGCUCAGCAGAGCUCUCCUGGCAGCACGGUGGGGAGCAUGGUGGAGUAGCUGCCACCUGGCCUGGGGACCAUGCUGGGGACGAGGGCUCCCCGAAACAGGGCCACUCGCAGAAAGCUGAAGGAGGCAAAGCUGAACCUGAGCAGGAGGCUCAUGUGAAUGGCAAUGAGCAGGUUUUGUCGGAGGAACUUCUCACUGCUGUUGUGAAACCCUCUGCCUGCAGUCUGGCGGGGCCUGUGGUGGGCAGCAGCAGCGUGGAUGCUGGGCUGAAAGCAACAGACCAACCCAAAGAGGAUUGCAAGGCUGGAGCAGCAGUUGCAGCAGAAGGCACCAUGCAUGGACCUGCAUCAGCAGAUGAGUCACUGGGUGCGGAAAGUGACCCUUGUCCGAAUGCUGGGCUGAACCAAGAGCAGGACCCCUCUCAAACCCUACAACAAAUCUCCCCCAACAGCAGCACCCCCAAAUUAAAGGAUGUCUCAGAGGAGGGAGCCCCGAGCGAUGGCUGUGAGGAUCAGGAGGGGCCAAGGCCGGUGCCAGUAGCCCCUGUUGCAGCGUAUCCAGAGGAGCAGGAGGACACGGAGCUGCUGCCCCGGGCAGCGCUCCAGCCCAUCGCAGAGGAGCCCACGUGUGACAGUGACUCCAGCACCGACACCGUCUGUCCAGCUGGUGACAGUGACACUGCUCCUGCCCUGACAGGGGCUCAGGGGGAGGGCUUGCCUGAGCCCCAUGGAAAGCAAAGCCGAGCUGUACCUGCAGUGCCCUUCUCACCGUGUUCCUGCCGCUUACAGGCUGUUGAGUCACUGGAAAAUGUGGGAGUGAAGAGUUUGGUAUCGGCUAAUGAUGCCUCUUCUUUGGAUAAAGUUCCUAAAAUGGUAACAAGUUUUGAUGCGGUGGUUUUUGCAGCAGAGACACCUUGUUCCCAUGAAGUACCCGCUGCAGAAAAAGUGGGGUUUGAGCCCCAGACUGCAGUGGAUGCUGGAACCAGCCUUAAUGGACAAAUGGAUUUAAGUUCCUCAGCAAAGAAAAAGAAUGUCAGCCUGGCAGUGCAAGGAGCUGAGCCUCUUACAGGGAGGUUGGAGAUGAAAACUGAGGACGAAGUGGAUUUUCGGAAGGACAGCACGGAGGAAGUGAUAAACCGUGAGAGCUGGUGUCCGCUGGAGCCAUGUCCCGACCCCUCCCUGCUGGAGCGCAAGCGGACACGGGAGUCUCCAGAAUGUGAGAACUUCUUGGAGGAUGGGCUGAGCAGUGUCUGUGCCUCGUCACAGGGUGGUCUUAAAAGAGAGUCUGGGAGUGAGUCUGACCUCUUCCCCAUGCCUGGAGAUGGGAUGGAAGACCUUGUCUUUGGGAAGCAGCCUGAAGAGGAGCAGUCUGCAUGUGAUGUCACCAGCUCCAGCUCCUCUGCAGAUGACACCAUGUCCCUGGAGAGGAACUCAUCCCUGGGCAGCGACACGUCCCUCCCCUUCCCACCCAUGGGGAGCUUUGCCCAGCCCAAGGACAGGCACAGCCUGGAUGGCAGCUGCACCAACAUGGUGUCCUCAGAGGGAGGAGAGAAGGAAGAGGAGCUGGACAGCAUCACGGACGUGCCCGCGCCUUCCUCCGUCCUGCGCAGCUCCAUGCGGCCGCUGUCUCCUUUCCGCCGGCACAGCUGGGGGCCGGGGAAAAAUGCCACCAACGAGGCAGAAAUCAAUCAGAGGAGUUCAAUGCGAAUUCUGGGGGAUGGUAUAAAGAAGCCUCCCAUUCAUAGGAGAAGUUUGAGCUGGUGUCCCUCAGGCGUACAGUACAUUGCCAUGGGUCCUGACUUUACUUGUAGAAGUUACAGCCUAGAAGGCCUUGCUGGAGACUCUGGUGAAAACAAGAAGCCUUCUACAAACCUGGAGGCUUCUUCUCUGAGCUCCAAAGACCUCAGGAGGAGUCCACUUGCCAGCAAUCAGUCCCUGGUCCUGCUCACUGAGGAGCUUGAGCAAGGAGAAAUCAGAGACUACAACCACCAGGUGCAUCAAACAUCACAGCCGCAAGGAUUUAACUUCUGUUCUUCUGCUGUUUCAUCUCCACUGACCAAAUCCAUGUCUCUAAUGUCAAUUAGCAAGCCAGUGCUCGACACCCAGGGCCGGACUCGACCAUCGAGACGAAUCUCCUUCUCCUUCAGCAUCUCUCCACUCAUUCCUAAGUCUAAAACUCUCUUUUCUAUUGGCUCUUCUUCCAGUGAUGAGGAGGAGGAGUUGGAUAGUUCGCAGUCGUUGGGCGGCUCCAUGGGCUCCUCAGUGCAGAGCAUAUCUGAAGAGAGCAGCAGUGUCCCUGCUGGUAAAGGUGUAACAAAAGUCAGCCGCACCUUCAGCUACCUCAGGAAUAAAAUGUCCAGCAGCAAGAAGAGCAAAGAAAAAGAGAAAGAUAAAGAGAAGACUAAAGAGAAGGACAAAGAUUCCAAGGAGAAGGAAAAAGAUAAGAAGCUGUUGAAUGGACAUCUCUUCACUGCAACCUCCGUUGUAGCCCAAGCAACCUGCUACCACUGUAUGAAGCCUUUCAAUAAGGAUUCGUACUACUGUGCAAACUGUAAUGCAAUUGUUCACAAAGGCUGUAAGGAGAAUUUUGCUUCUUGUGCAAAGGUCAAAAUGAAGCCACAGAGAGGGAUGCUGCAGGCACACGAUACCUCCUCAUUACCCACAGUAACCAUGAGAAACAAAAGCUCGCAGCCGAAGGAGCGCCCGCGCUCCGCCAUCCUCGCUCCCGAUGAGAGCACCGUCACCUCCACCUUCAACAACAGGAGAUCACAGCAGCCCACUGCACUCUCCAAAAGUGUCUCCAUACAGAACAUUGCAGGAGUUGGGAACGAUGACAACUUAAUACACACUUGGAAAUUCCUGUCACAGUCAACAGACUCCUUACAUAAAAUCAGCCGGGUUAAUGAGUCCAUGGAGUCACUGGUUGAUGAAGGUGCAGACAUGAAUGAAGGACAGCUCAUGGGAGACCUGGAAUUAGAUUCCAAGCAGCUGGAGGCAGAGUCCUGGAGCCAAGUAGUGGACAGCAAGUUCCUGCAGCAGCAGUGCAAAGACGUUGUCAAACGGCAAGAUGUGAUUUACGAGCUAAUGCAGACGGAAAUGCACCACGUCCGCACCCUGAAGAUCAUGAACGAUGUGUACAGUGCAGCCAUGUUAAAGGAACUGCAGUAUGAUCAGCAAGUUGUGGACAAGAUCUUUCCCUGCCUGGAAAACUUGCUGCACAUCCACAGUCAGUUUUUCCAGCGGAUUCUGGAAAGGAAGAAGGAGUCACUGGCAGACAAAAGUGAAAAGAACUUUGUUAUCAGGAGGAUAGGUGACAUCCUAGUGAAUCAAUUCUCUGGGGAGAACGCUGAGCGAAUGAAGAAAACAUACGGCAAAUUCUGCGGGCAUCACAACGAGGCUGUCAAUUACUUCAAAGACCUUUACUCGAAGGACAAGCGCUUUCAGGCAUUUGUCAAGAAGAAAAUGAGCAGCUCCCUGGUGAGGCGUCUGGGGAUUCCUGAAUGUAUCUUGUUGGUAACACAGAGAAUCACAAAGUACCCAGUCCUUUUACAAAGGAUACUGCAGUACACCAAAGAAAAUGAAGUGGAACAUGAAGACUUGAGUCAGUCACUAAACCUUGUUAAAGACGUGAUUGCUGCAGUCAAUAGCAAAGUCAGCAAUUAUGAAAAGAAAAUGCGUCUUGGGGAUAUUUACAACCGGACAGACAGCAAGUCCAUCAUGAGGAUGAAGAGUGGACAGAUGUUUGCAAGAGAGGACUUGAGGCAUCGGAAACUCAUCCGAGAUGGGCCUGUUUCACUAAAAAACUCAGCUGGCCGGUUAAAAGAAGUCCAGGCUGUUCUCCUCUCUGACAUGCUCGUGUUCCUUCAGGAGAAGGACCAGAAGUAUGUCUUUGCCUCACUGGACCAGAAAUCCACAGUGAUCUCUCUGAAGAAGUUGAUCGUACGAGAAGUAGCUCAUGAAGAGAAGGGUUUGUUCCUGAUCAGCAUGGGUGGAAAGGACCCUGAAAUGGUGGAGGUCCAUGCCAGCUCCAAGGAAGAGCGCAAUGGCUGGAUACAGAUCAUUCAGGACACAGUGCACACCAUGGAUAGAGAUGAAGAUGAAGGAGUCCCGUGUGAGUCUGAGUUGGAAAAGAAAUUGUUUGAUGCAAGAGUGAGAGGACUGAAAGAACAACUUCAGCAGAAGGAUAAACAGAUCCUGCUCUUGCUGGAGGAGAAGACGAAGAUCUUCCAGGACAUGGCAGACAGUUCUGUGCAGGAGGAGACCCCAAGCUCCAGGCUGCUCUUCAGAUCCAGAACAGAAGAGGCUCCAAAAGGAGAGGCAAUCAUGAAAAGUGCAAUAAAUGAAGUUGAAUUACUGCAAGACCUGGUGAACAGGAGCCUGGGCACUGCCCUUGGACAGCAGGUCAGCAGCACUGCCAUGGAUCAGGAGGGAGGGGUUGGCCCCAUCUCACUCCCUAGAAGGGCAGAAACUUUUGGAGGAUUUGACAGUCACCAGAUGAAUGCCUCCAAGGGUGGAGCGAAAGAUGAAGGCGAUGAUGCUCAGGACCUUCGGAGAACAGAGUCAGACAGCAUUUUAAAGAAGGGUGGAAAUGCUAAUUUGAUGUUCAUGCUGAAAAGGAAUAACGAGCAGGUCCUCCAAACCAUUACCAGCCUCCAUAAGCUGCUCAGUGCUUUGCAGGGCGUGGUGCUGCAGCAGGACACCUACGUGGAGAGCCAGAAGCAGUCUCGGAGCGAGAAGGCUCCCAGCCGAAGCUCAUGCCGGCACACCUCGCUGGCGGAGCAGGAGAAGCAGCGCAGCCUGGAGAAGCAGCGCCAGGAGUUUGCCAACCUGAAGAAACAGCAGACACAGCACCAGGAGGAAAGGCAGAGGAGGGAGAAGGAGUGGGAAGUGCGGGAGAAGGAACUGGCAGAGCACGAGGCCGAGCUGGCCCAGCGCGAGGAGCAGGUGCAGAGGCUGAGGCAGGAGCUGGAGCGGGAGCGGGAGGAGCUGCAGGUGAAGAAGGCGGCCUACCAGCUCGACCUGGAGAGGCUCCGCAUGGCACAGAAGCAGCUGGAGAGGGAGAAGGUGCAGCUGAAGCAGGACGUGGAGCGAUUCGCUCAAAUGCGGCAGGAGCCUGACCACAACCAGGUUUCAAAUCUACAUGAGAAACUUGCAAGAGUCUCCUCCCAGUCCAGCAUAGAUGAAUCCUCCAUGCAGAAAAACCCUUCCCUUCCUAAACAAGGGCACUUUGAUGCAGAACUGUCUGUCUCCCCCAAAAGGAACAGUCUUUCAAGGACACACAAAGAGAAAAGCACUUUCCAUUUGCUUAGCACAACAAACCAGACUAACAAGGCAGCUGAGGAACAGACCCAGAUGCCUACUCGCCUCUUCAGUUUAGCCAAACCAAAGGAGAAGAAGGAAAAGAAGAAAAAGAGCAGGGGACAUCGCUCCCAACAGUCUGAUUCUCACUCGUCAGAAGCACCUCCAGAGGGUGAGGAGAUCUUCUGCUGAGCAUGGACUGUUCCAGUGGUCACUCGUGGCAUUGGCACCGUGGACACCUCCCUGCCUGUGACACAGCACGUGGCUGGUGCCUGCUCUGGACAAGCAUCUGGAGGUUUUAAAUAAAACAUGUUCUGAAGUCUGCUAAGUGGUGGAUAAGGGCCUCUCCUGUGGUUUUAGGUGAAUUCUCCCUGCAGAGGCUGUGCCUGCACAGCACACAGGACCCUCUCCCUGUGCAAACCUGGUGUCAAAUGGAUUGGGAUAGAUGUUGUCUGUCUCACUGCUAAAGGAUGAGAGAACAUAGCCUUAAGGGGUCUGUGCCUUCCAAUUCCCCUUUUCUGGGGAAAAGAACCAAAACCAAGCAUUUAGCAAAGAUUAAGACUCACAAAUGGUGCACACUGGCAUAUAUAGAUACACUGUAUAUAUACAUAUAUGUAUCUGUGUAUCCACUGGGAUAUGCUUACAGUCCCUACAGCUGAGGUCCACCCCUGGGGAUAGGUGAUACCUGAGGACUUUCUGGGAGUGUGUUGAUAUUAAAUACCUUGCCCUUACUGCUCUGACUGUAACACAGUGACCUGCACACCCCUUUUGUGCUCAUGGGAUAGGGGCUGUUUGGUUUCAGAAGGGUACCUUACACCAGGAAGCAGUAACAGCAUUCAGAAGCAACAACUCAGAGGAUAAAAAUUAAAACUUAAAGUAAAUCUGAACUAAUUCUGUGGGCCAGAGGAAUCAAACGUCAGGCUUUUUCCACAGUCAAGCAGAACAUUACUGGGUAUAUUUAAUAUGGCACCGAAAAGAGAAUUUUGGUAGGCUGGUAAGGCAGUCCCAUGGAGCCAGAACAAACUGUUCAAAUGGAAACAACAGUAAGCAACACUUUUUUUAAACCAUCUCUUUGAACUCUAGCUCACUCCCUCCCAUCCCCAAACUAAAGAUUAUGUUUUUGCUGGAACAGAGCUCUCCAUUUGACAUUAUAAGCCUAAUGACUGACUGGGGGGGUGGCUGAAAAUCUGCUUUUAGGGAUCUUUGUUAUGUUCUUUGAGUUUUCUUAGCCUGCUUUUUGUGCUCCCAUUGGGCUUCUGUUUCUCUGGAUUUUCUCACCUGCCCUGAUCGUUUCUGAGGCAGAGUGAGAGCAGCAGUGUCCGAGCAGGUCAGAGCGGGGCAGGCUCUGAGGAGAUGGCUCCUGUCCCUGUGGCUGUGCAAUACCAGGCACUUAGGAACCAUUUCUGGAGAGAAAAAGGUUCUGGUGGACAAAAACCCCCUGUGGGCCAGGCCUGGAGUUCAGUGUGGCGUGUCCCCAUGGUGCAGAACAGGAAGGUCCAAGGGCAGCUCUUGCUGUGCCAGCUGUGGGGUGUCUGUAGAGUUGUGGAAUACAGGGAUGUGUUCAGUGGGGGAGGAGAACUGCAAGGAGAGGCUUUUCUCAAAAAUCACCUUUCUUCCAAACCCUGUCAGGAGAAUUACCCUAGUGGAUUUGUAAAUGGUUAUCAACUUCAAAAUAGAUCAAAGUUUUGCUCGAGAGUUUGAAGCUGUCAGGUGCAUUUCCUUUCCUACCAGUUUUUUUCUUUGAAAUAACAAAUAAUUUCUCUUCUUGUACUAUUGUUUGAUUUCAGUUUGCUCUCAGGCCUGUCAUGAGUUGGUGACACACAGCAGUUUUCAGAGUUAGUGCUGAUGAAUAUCAGCAGCAUUGAUGGUGAGGUGGAUGCUUAGGCUGGGCUGUCUUGGUGCAGGAACCCUGCUUGCUUUGGAAGC
This is a messenger RNA of Parus major (Great Tit), 10163 nucleotides long. RefSeq names its product A-kinase anchoring protein 13 (gene AKAP13). The coding region runs from base 255 to 8429 and encodes 2724 amino acids. Gene Ontology annotation, biological process: adrenergic receptor signaling pathway; positive regulation of canonical NF-kappaB signal transduction; regulation of Rho protein signal transduction. Gene Ontology annotation, cellular component: actin cytoskeleton; membrane. The record is from RefSeq and is a predicted model, not a curated record. Lineage: Eukaryota; Metazoa; Chordata; Aves; Passeriformes; Paridae. Gene Ontology annotation, molecular function: guanyl-nucleotide exchange factor activity; MAP kinase scaffold activity. The transcript has 41 exons.